AGGCAACAGUUACUUAUCGAUCCGACCAGCAAGCCAGACUGGGCACUCGUGGGUCCUGAGGCACCACAGGAACUCAUUAUCUGUCGCCUUUGCAGGGCUUUUCUUCGCUGGUUCCACUUCUACACGAUUUUGGAGCAUUUCAUUCGGGAGAAUUACAAGAUCCGGGCACUCUUCCAAUCGUUGUCUAUUGUAACUUUUGUGGCUAAUCUUUGGGGAACUAUCCUCACAUCUGGAAAUAUGCAAACUUAGUACCUGUGACCAGCGCGAAAGUUCCUCAGCUUAUUGCUGGGAAAAUGGUACAUCAACGGACAGCCAGUGUCGAUACUGUUUGGCCGUGGCUUGGUCAAGGACGCGGCAUAAAUACUACACAAGUGCUAUCCCACUGGGUCAAAAGUGUUCCACAGAUAAAUGUGGCUUAUUAUGUUCUUUGACGAUCAUCGUAAUCGCCGUGCUUCUAAAGGGGUCCAACAUGAGAUAGCAUUCAGCACCAGCUUCUGGACCAUCCUAGUGAUUGGUUCUUCGGGAUUUGCAGAGGACGAAGAGCUUCCAGUUGACCACCGCAGUCAUCAUGAAAUCUAUACGUUAUCGUAGGGCCAUCUUAUCCAUAGUAGGUCAGAACAACGUCUCUUGACGUGGUUCAUGAAGCGUUCGAAAAUCGUUUUUAGAUGGAGAUGGAGCGUCAGACCACUCAUGAUCUCCUAGCCUCCCUAUUCCGAUACUUUGUGUGAGAGGAUGGCGAUACUCUUUUGCUAUCGCGAGACAUCGAGAGCCGUCCUUCCGAUCCCGUCUAGCAUAAAAUGCCUUCAUUGAACGAUGGUACUCCCUCAGUCCACACCCACAUAUCUUCAUAACACCCUAUCAUCUCCACCAUGCCUUUCGUCCAACACGGUGACAAAGCCUCUGCUGGUAUCGGCACUUACCACGAUGUUGCUGGAAACCAGACCAAUACCAACACCACCGACAACUCCCGCAAAUCGGGUUCUGGCAACACUACCAACACAAACAACUCCAACUCCAACAACGACUCCUCUGUCACCCAGCAGCUUUCCGGAGCUGGAUCUCAGCGUGCUGUUCGUCGUUGAAUAUUUGCCUAUACUCUUGCAUGAGCGUCAGUGGAUGGAAUGUGAGGCAUGUCUUUGUUUUUCUUGAUCGUUACUCUAUAUUUUUGGCGAGAGAAAAUCUUAUACACGGUCGGAGCUAGCUGGUGCUUACAGAGUAGUAUGAAUAUGAGAUACUCGCAGGAAGUUUCAAUGCACUCCUUGUUGAAUGGUUCAAUAUUUCUGGAGAUUC
Messenger RNA from Serpula lacrymans var. lacrymans S7.9, 1290 nucleotides. RefSeq lists its product as uncharacterized. The transcript has 5 exons. Lineage: Eukaryota; Fungi; Basidiomycota; Agaricomycetes; Boletales; Serpulaceae. The coding region runs from base 814 to 1149 and encodes 111 amino acids. The record is from RefSeq and is a predicted model, not a curated record.